Messenger RNA from Pseudoliparis swirei, 2811 nucleotides. RefSeq names its product mitochondrial ribosomal protein S35 (gene mrps35). The record is from RefSeq and is a predicted model, not a curated record. Gene Ontology annotation, biological process: mitochondrial translation. Gene Ontology annotation, cellular component: mitochondrial small ribosomal subunit. Gene Ontology annotation, molecular function: structural constituent of ribosome. Lineage: Eukaryota; Metazoa; Chordata; Actinopteri; Perciformes; Liparidae. The transcript has 8 exons. The coding region runs from base 30 to 1022 and encodes 330 amino acids.
UCGCUGGAUUCCGUAGUCAUUCGGAAAACAUGGCUUCCCACACACGCAAGGCGCUUCUGUCCCUAGGUCGAAUAAAUGCUUCUAGUCUUGGUCAAGCAAGCAGAGCCUCAUACGCGACGGAUAAGCCUUCACAUGCUUCUGCUGGAAAAAAAGGCUUUCCCGAUAGAGGCGGUCGAGGAUUCGUAAAAAGACCCAGGAGACCUGUCGGGGAUCCCAGGACGGAGAAGAUGCCGGUAGAUCAGGACUGGACUGCAGUUUAUCCAUCGGCAACCUCCUUCAGGCCGAACGCCGUCCCCCUGCCUCUGAGGAUGGGCUACCCUAUGAAGAGAGGCGUUCCUCCAGAGAAGAAGGGCAACUUGGAGCUGAUGAAGAUACCCAAUUUUCUGCAUUUGACACCGGUGGCCAUCAAGAAACAUUGUGAAGCUCUGAAACCCUUCUGCACAGAGUGGCCCUCCGCCCUGGACGCCGACGCCACAUGUGACGAGCACUUCCCCAUCAAGCUGGACAGCACGGACUACGUGUCCGCCGGCCCGUCGGUCCGAAACCCUUUGGCCCGCGUGGUUCAUCUCCGAGUGAAGCUGUCCAGUCUGAAUCUGGACGACCAUGCACGCAAGAAGAUGCUGAAACUCAUCGGGAAUAAAUACUGCAAAGAUACGGAUGUAAUCAGCGUCACAGCCGACAGCUGCCCACUGAGACAGCAGAAUCAGGACUACGCCAUGUACCUGCUGACCGUCCUGUACCACGAGUCUUGGAAAACGGAGGUCUGGGAGGCCGAGAAGAGCGUGGCCGACAUGGAGGAGUACAGCUGGGAGGACAGCCCGUCCCAGAGGAACAUCCUGGACGUGCUCGUGCGCAGGAAAGCGGCCGGCGAAGGAGAGGGCGAGGAGGUGCGAGAGCAGCUGCUCGGCAGGAGCGAGGUGCAGGAGUAUAAGGACUCCGUCACGAGGUUGAAGAACGAAGGAGAGAGCGAGAGCGCCGUGCUGCAGUACAAGGAGGCGGUCAAGAAAGUGUUCAAUCUGUGAUACAGGUGAAUGUACAAAUGUAUUUAUACGAAGAAGCAGUAGGGUCCAUUAAAAAAACAAAAAAACAUUCAAUAUAUCUGGUGUAUCAUUUUGGACUCCAUCUACAUACACGUUGCAGAUUACUUAAGAUAAUUACUGUUUUAUUACAGUUAUUACAACCUCAGGGGUUGUAUGAUGCUUAAUACAAAAAUAAAAGCCCAAUGUAAGCUGUUGAGUGUUCUGUCUUUAAAGUGUGUGUGUGUGUGUGUCUUUUAUGUAAUGAAAGCCCCAUUCAGUCCGAGCCUAAACUCUCAUCCCACUCUGGUCGCUGUCAGGCAGAGGAGUGAAAGGAUGCUUUCAGCAGCAGCUCGUUGAAAGGUACCUGAAGGAGGUUUUUGGGCCGUGGCCCUUUUAGGUCAGAAGAAACCCGAUGCACUGCGGAGACGUGCUCGGACUAAAGGAGGGUUAAACACUGAGGGGCCACAAGGCAAAAAGUAGUCCGUCAUCGCACAGUCAAAUUAGAGCAGUUUUUUCUUUUCUUUGUUUCUUUAGAAGUGGCCAUUAAAUCCCACUUGAGUCCUGGAGGUUUGGAAACAACAUCAGCUUAAACUCAUUGAAGUACAGCAGGAAUGUAUUUCAGCCAAACGGACGUCAUCUCGUCUUUCGGCUGCGGGCAAAGCCGUCGACUGAGUUUGGCUCUUCUGUCCGAAGAGUCAUUGCAUCACGACAACCCCGUGUUUGGGAAUCCCGUCAACCUGUUCAGUGGGAAUAGGGUGGAAAGAUUCAACUGAUACAAAUCCAAAUAAAACGUCCCCAUUUGAUUAUUUACAUUAAAAAAAAAUUGUAUCAAGUUUUGCAAAACGAUGUGUUUUAAUAUGCAAAUGAGGCAUUGUCUUAUUACAUAUGUGCUAAUUUGCAUAAAGCCAUAAAAUGGCCAAACAGCCACUGAAGAUUUAUAUCAUAAAAUUAUAUAUUCUAAAACAACAGAUGGGGUAACAAAAAAAGAAAGUUGAUUACUCAUGACUUUAAAUUAGGGCUGUGAAACGAUUAAAAAUUUUAAUCGGGUUAAUCACAGGUUUUUGUGGAUUAAUCAUGAUUAAUCACAUAUUACCGAUAUUCUCGGUAUAUUUUGUGAGAACAUAGAGAUUUAUGACAAAAGACGGAUAUAUACAUUUAUACAUUCUUCUAUUCAAUGGUGCUGCAACUCAGCAGUUAUUUAGCAGUUUUCUUCCAUAUGGAACAUUAAUACAUCUUCAUCCUAAACAGAAUGUUUAACCCUCCUGUUAACUUUCGGGUCAAUUUGACCCCAUUCAAUGUUUAAUGUCGGUGUUCUUUGGGGUCAAUUUGACCCCAGGCUGUUUUUCACUGUCAAACAUAUAAGAAAUAUCAACUUUUUUAUUUAUUUAAAGGGCUAUUUAGGUAGUCAACAAACAAACAUAAAGUACCUCACACUUAAACUUGGGAAGCAAUAUUAAUUCUAAUAAUUUUCUGGAGGUUUUAAUUGCUGGGGUCAAAUUGACCCCGAGGGUAAAAUAUGUUAGUAAAUGUAAAGGUAACAGGAGGGUUAAACAGAACAUGUUUCUCUUGUUUGUCAACCAUUAACUCCACCAUGAUACAAUCUAAAGGCCUCUAGUCUUCCUCUAGCAGCUGCUGAGGCAAACUGACUGUGUGGGUUUUCUUCAUGAACUGGGCCGUGAUGAAAGGGACGGCGGGGACACCGCUGCAAAGCUGAAACCUCACCGGCCCGGACACGGGGACAGAUUGACAAGUGACUUUUCUUUUGCUCGGUCCCGAUGCGCGCGCACGGAGC